AUGAACAGCGGCGGCGGCGGGCGCACUGGCGCCCGCGUGGCCGUGAAGAUGGAGGUAGCCCCUUACUACGGCGAAGAAGGCUUGGAACUGCUCCCGGACUUCGUGCAGCUGCCGGGCUUCGGUGGCGGGCCCGGAGCGGGGGGACCCACGGGACUUGAACCGCCCGAGGAAAACGGAGCGGUUCAACAACGCAAGUUGCUCCUCGCCGGGAAGCCGCCGCCGCCGCCGCCUCCUCCUCCUCCUCGGGAUUUAGGGCCUUUGCUGAAGCUGCCGGCGGCCGCCGACUUGGAGCAACUGCUGAUCCAAGCGGGCAGCCCGGGCCUCGCCGGCCCAUCCAGCCCCAGCGGCGGAGGGCCCUCGGUGGUGGUGGCGGCGGCCGGCGGGGCGCCCUUCUUGUACCGGUCUCCGCAGUCCUCGGCUCCGCCGCAGGCGGUGACGCAGGAACAGGAGGGCUUCGCCGAUGGCUUCGUGAAAGCUCUGGCCGAUUUGCACAAACAGAACCAGUUGCUCGGGGUGUCCCCGGCGCCUCUCUCGCCUACCCAGCACCCGGGAGGGCCCUGCUGCCCGCCGUCCAGGCAGGAUCCCCCCGCCGUCUACACCACCUUAGGCAACUUCAACCCGGCCAGCCCAUCGGCCGCCGGCACUUUCUUCGCUCCCCAGGCUGUGGCUCGUCUGCCCGCGCCCGGCUCCACCGGCAGGGCUUUGGAGGAGCCGCAGACUGUACCGGAAGCGCCUGUAGUGUCAGCUCCGCCGCUGCCGCCGCUGCCUCUUUCGGGGCUCUCGUCCGGGGAGUCCCCUCCGCCGCCUUCCUCCUUAUCGCCGCUGGACGCGGAGAGCCAAGAGCGCCUGAAAGCGGAGCGCAAAAGGCUGCGCAACCGGAUCGCCGCUUCCAAGUGCCGCCGGCGCAAGCUGGAGCGCAUCGCCCGCUUGGAGGAGAAAGUCAAAGCGCUCAAAGGGCAAAACGCCGAAUUGGCCGCCACCGCCAGCCUUCUCCGCGUCCAGGUCACCCAGCUGCAAGGUCGAGUCCGGAGCCACCUCUCCAGCGGCUGCCACAUCAACGCCGCCGCCGCCGCCGCGGCCCCAGCGCAGACCUUGGCAGUGGGGGGUCAGCCCCCCGGCAGGGAGGCACUCACAGAGCCGGAGACCAGCGCUUGCUGA
This is a messenger RNA of Protobothrops mucrosquamatus (brown spotted pit viper), 1158 nucleotides long. RefSeq names its product transcription factor AP-1-like. Gene Ontology annotation, cellular component: transcription regulator complex. The transcript is spliced from 2 exons. The record is from RefSeq and is a predicted model, not a curated record. Gene Ontology annotation, molecular function: DNA-binding transcription factor activity, RNA polymerase II-specific; RNA polymerase II cis-regulatory region sequence-specific DNA binding; transcription factor binding. Gene Ontology annotation, biological process: regulation of cell cycle; regulation of cell population proliferation; regulation of transcription by RNA polymerase II. The coding region runs from base 1 to 1158 and encodes 385 amino acids. NCBI's taxonomy places the organism in Eukaryota, Metazoa, Chordata, Lepidosauria, Squamata, Viperidae.